Anopheles stephensi (Asian malaria mosquito) is the source of this 1781-nucleotide messenger RNA. RefSeq names its product BTB/POZ domain-containing protein KCTD9. Gene Ontology annotation, biological process: protein homooligomerization. The record is from RefSeq and is a predicted model, not a curated record. NCBI's taxonomy places the organism in Eukaryota, Metazoa, Arthropoda, Insecta, Diptera, Culicidae. Bases 167 to 1132 code for a protein of 321 amino acids. The transcript has 2 exons. Gene Ontology annotation, molecular function: protein binding.
GUGCAAAACACUGUCAUGACCAAGGUGUAUGUAUCCAUAUACCUUGAUCUAAACGUAAAAAAUCGGGUGCAAAAUGCCAAACAUGACAUUUGCCAUGAUUCGAUCUCUGUCCUAUAUAGGCUUUGGUGGGAUCUAUCAUUAAAGGACACGACAAGCAACACACACGAUGGAACCGAACGGGGUCGAUUCGACAACGGAGGCGACGGCCAACAACCUGCCAGCGGCACCAUCGUCAGCCACACCAGCAGCGGAACGAUCCAGCUGGGUUACGCUGAACGUGGGUGGGGAAAUUUUCACCACCACCCGGUUAACUUUGACGAACCGCGAACCGAACAGCAUGAUCGCGCGGAUGUUCGCCCAGGAUCAGCUGAAACCAUCGGACCAGGAUGCGCACGGUGCGUAUCUGAUCGAUCGGAACGGGUACUACUUCCGCCCGAUAUUGGACUAUCUGCGGCACGGGCGUGUCGUGUGCGACAAGCACGUUAAUUUGCAGGGCGUUCUGGAGGAGGCCCGAUAUUAUGGGCUGGACGGGUUGGUGUCGCUGAUCCAAGACAUCCAGCAGGCGGAUGUGUCGCUAACGCGUCUCGACUUUAUACGCACGCUCGUCGCCUCGUCACACACGACCGAGCUCCGUUUCCAGGGCGUACACCUGGCCGGCAUCAACCUGUCGAAGAUGGAUCUGCGCAACAUCAACUUCAAGUACGCAUGCCUCUCCCACUGCAACCUGUCGAACGCCAACCUGAGCUGGUGCUGUCUCGAGCGGGCGGAACUGCGGUUCGCCAACCUGGAGGGUGCCAAACUACACUCGGUGAUGGCAAGCUGUGCGGAUCUGCAGGGGGCGAUCCUGAAGGGCUGCGAUCUGACCAGGUGUAGUCUCGAAAGCGCUAACAUGAAGGGUGCCACGCUGGAGGGUAGCACGAUGGAUGGCGUUAGUUUGCGUGUAGCCAAUCUGAAGUCUGCCAACAUGCGCAACUGUACGCUGUACGAUGCGGAUAUGGCCGGGGCCAAUCUUGAGGCCUGCGAUCUUACCGGUUGCAAUCUGGAGGGAGCAAACCUACGCGGUGCUAACCUGAAAGGUGCUCAGCUGGAAAAGCUAAUAACACCCGUGCACAUGUCGCAAAUCGACAUCUAAUCUUCCAGCCAUCUGUCCACCAAGGGUAUACUGUACAGAGCAGGGCGCGCAGUUAAAGAGUCUGUAAAGAAGCAGAGCAACGCGAUCAUUCCAUUUGGCAGGGUCGUUUACAUGUACAUAGUUUAGAGCUUAAAGAUAAUAGAAUAGAAUCACAUGCAUACGUAACGAACGAACGAGCCAUCCAACGCGUAUAAGCCUACUGUUAAGCUUUGUUUAACUGAUACGUAAGUUUAUUAAACGUUUCAGCACAAAUGCUAUUGUCCUGAUUUACAUAUAUGUUGCCUGAGUUUGCAAGACGCCAAGACGUAAAUUAGCAAAAUAGGUCCGAAAAUACGCUUUAGAAUCUUUCUUGUCUAUCAAAUCUGUUAAAUAUUGAUUAUUCUCUUAUUGAGUUCGAUGCUAAAACGGAUACCGAAAGAUUGAGUGUGGUAAAAGUUGCAUCAGAGUCGUUUACAGUCUGAGCAGAAGAAGAGACGUUGUGCUGGAUACUUCCGCAUAGAUAGAGCAGUUAUUCGGAGCUACCAACGAACGGUGGGUUUCGCAUCACUUACCGGGCAGUGUUCAUCCUCAACACGCGACCCAACACGUGAUCUGAAUCAUAGCAAGUGCCUCCGCUGGCGAUGCUGAAUAAAUGCUGAAUCUAAUGUUA